UUCCAAUUGAGCGAAGACCCAGACCUAGCUCUAGACAAGAUAUUCGUCGGAUGCAGCCUCAGCGGCUGGUGAAAUACGUUUAUGCUUUAAGUACAAUAUAGUAAGCGGAAAAAUUUGCUUAUGCUUAUGCAGCUCUACGAAAUUGGGCCGUGCCUUUUGUUUUGAUGGCCCUAUGUCGUCUGUGAGAGCAUGGUGGCUUUUCAUAAUUUAUGCGAUCGACGUUUGUCAGAUUGAAGCCUGAAGGAAUCUUGACGAGGCUUAGUAGACAUACGGUUUAAGGAAACGGUGUUUGGUGAAAAUAGACGAUUCGGAAACAGAUAAUGAGCGUCCAGUCUGGCUCGGAACAGUUGGGUUUACUUGGGGCGAGUCACGGAUCACGCUUCCAGAAUGGCAAGCUGUUCCUGUGUUGUACCUUCGCCCUGCUGGCUGCCUUCAGCAUGGGUCUGGGGUUGGGCUACUCCUCACCUGCUGAUCCUGACCUGAAGGACAGCGGCAUACUCAACGACGACCAAGUGACGUGGUUUUCGGCACUGUUUGCUGUCGGUGCGAUUGGAGGUGGUCCCAUUGCUGGCCUCCUCUUGGACCUGUGGGGGCGAAAGCUCACUCUCAUGUCCUGUGCGCUGCCGUUCGUCGUGGGCUGGGUUCUCCUGGCGACGUGCACGGCAGUCCCGUUGCUCUACAUUGGCCGGAUCCUGACAGGCAUUGGGGCUGGCAUGAACUCCCUCGUCACACCAGUAUACAUUGCAGAGAUGUCUACUCCUCAACUGCGAGGCCUGUUGGGUGCCAGCUUUCAGCUUGUCAUCACCCUCGGCAUCCUCGUUGUCUACGCUCUUGGCAUCCCGAUGAAUCAUGUCUGGCUAGCUAUUGUAGGGGCUGGGGUGGCUGCUGCCCUCGUUGUCUUGAUGAGCUUCAUGCCAGACACGCCCCGCUUCUAUCUCAUCCGCCACAAGAGAGAGAGGGCACUAGACGUUCUACGCUGGCUCCGUGGUUCCACGGCUGAUGUGGAUGGGGAAUGUAGAGAAGUAGAAGAUGCCUUGGACAAUUCCAGUGAGAAGUUCUCCAUCCGUGAGUUUGGCCAGCGAUCCCUCCUGAAGCCCUUGUUAAUCUCCGUCAUGCUGAUGAUCUUCCAGCAGUGCAGCGGCAUCAAUGCUGUCAUGUUCAAUGCCAAAGACAUCAUGCAGUCGGCGGUGGAGAACAUCUCUGCCGACGUGGCAACCAUCAUCCUGGCUGCCGUCCAGGUCGGGGCGACCUUCUUGAGCGUGAUUCUGAUGGACGUGGCAGGAAGGAAAAUCCUGCUCACCGUUGCAGGCAUUCUGAUGGCUGUCAGUUCGGGCACAUUCGGGCUCUACUACCAGCUCAAAGCGAACGAGAAGGAAAACAUGACCACUACCAUUGCUCCAGCCUUUGAACUGCUGGGCAAUGCUACCGUUGCUCCCACUGCGGCCGGCCAGCCUGACCUGACGUGGCUGUCCCUCGUCAGUCUCAUCAUCUACAUCAUCGGUUUCUCCAUCGGCUGGGGACCCAUCCCUUGGCUCAUCAUGUCAGAGAUUUUCCCCACUAAAGCCAGAGGGGCAGCAAGUGCCAUUGCUGCAGCGGUCAACUGGCUGUUUGCGUUCAUUGUCACCAAGACUUUCGUGUCUCUGCAGCAAGGACUGACAGAGCAAGGGGUGUUCUGGCUCUAUGCGGGCGUCUGCAUCAUUGGCGUCAUCUUUGUCAUCUUCCUGGUCCCUGAGACCAAAGGCAAGACGCUGGAAGAGAUUGAGGCAGUUUUCACUGGCCAGGCUCUGCACAGUCACCUUCCAUCUGGCUCCGACAACAAAAUAGGUUUCAUAAACGACUAACGCGGCAUCUGAUGCAACCCAAAGAAAACAAAACCCAUGCAAAAUUACGAGGAUCUCCACCCGUUUUUAAUUUCUAAUCAGGAAAGCUGUAAAAAUAUUUGUGUAGGUUGGAGACUCAGUCUUUCAGUAUAAGAUUUCUUCAAGUUAUUCUAUAGAAUGAUGGGAGUGGAUAGAUCGGAUUAACAUCCCUGCUUGCAUUUUGUAAAGGAGGGGUCACUGAAGGUUUUGGUAGCCAAUCUUUUUUGGUAUUUUGUAAGUAAUUUGAAACUUAAAAGAAGCCUUAAGACAAAAAUCAACCUGUGGAAAUCGGUAUCUGGCACAAAAUACCUUUACUCACACACAAGAAGAUGUUAGCAGUUUUCAACUAAGGUUGCAUUCCCUUGCAUUGAAAACAAAGUUCAUGAUCAGUCUACAGGACUUUCAGUACACAUCUUUUUACAGAUGCAGCUGUGGUAAAAGAAUUUAAGAAAGAGCAUCAGUAUGGUAUAUGUACUUUGAUUCCAGUGCAGGAUAAAUGAUUUUCUUGUAAAUUUGGAAAAUUUCUGGAUUAGGAUUGGGUGAGUAUCAGCAAGUAUGAUCCAAAGACAGUUAAGUUUCACUGUAGUAUAGAAAAGUAGUGUUGCAUGUACCUAGGAACUAAAACAAGUGUACCUAUUAAUGUAAUUAGUGUACCUGAAAUGCUUUUGAAAAGAUGCAACCCAAGAUAGGAACUAGUGAUUUGCCCGUUGUGGAAUGGGUCCAUUUUGGAAAAGGCCCAUUUUCACUAUGCAUCAAAUACUGGUAAGCAAGGAUGUUGACCAAGCAACAAGUAACCGGAAGCCAAUGACCAGUAGUUGCUUAUCACAUGGCAACCUAUUAGUUGGUGACUUGGUUUUGCUUAGAAAAUUCUAUCCAUGCCAACAAAUUUGUCUGCGCUUUAUGGCAUCCAGCCAACAGACUGAUCCAAGUGGGAACUGGACGGGACUGAGCUUGAUACCAUCUGAAAUGCUUCAAGUCCCCAUCCCAAAUGAUAGGUUCCAAAUAAAAAAGUUCCCUGACCCUACCAGGCACCCAUCAAAAUCUAUGAAUUUCCAGAAAUUUUGAUGGAUUCGAGACUGUACACCUGAUAACAGCGCAGAAACUCUUGUCCCGCAUUUAUCCAGAUAGGCAGAAUGUUCUGUAUUUUUAAUUUGGAAGACUUGUGGAGUAUCUUGGCCUAAGGUCUUGGGGUUGUCAUCAAAACGAAAAACAUUUCUAGGUUUCCCAAUGUAACCUGUAGUCGGUAAACUAGUACAUAAACAAGUGAACUGGGGGAGAUUUAGCUAGGUAGCCAAAUGAAAUUGUCAGUGUUCGAUGUACUAAUUUGCUACAACCAGUAAAUGGAUUAAACUACCAGACAGGUCACUUUCUUUGUGAAACACAACUCAAAUUUUCUCUUAAACUUAAGUUUAAGAGAGGAGACAAAUAAUAAUGAUAAUACUUGUAGUAAUAAUUCCAUCUAGCUUGCCUAGAAAAGUUCAAAAAGAAAAAUUCCAGUUUAUUCAUGUUCAAUCUUUCUUGAAUUUUUCCACUGAGCAAAAUCUGUGAAAAAAUUUCAUCUGAAACUUCACUUCAUUUGGUGUGGUCUUGAAGCAGGUGUUUUGAACAAUGCUUUAAUUGUUGGUACUUCAUGUAAACUCAUGGCUUCCCUUCAUUUGACUGCAUGCCUCUAUACGGAACACUGACUGGUCUUUCCAAUUUACUUGCCAUAAAAUUGUUACAAAUAUUUAGGAGAAGAAUGUGCAUAUGUAAUGUUACAGAAUUAUGUAGGUUAAUUCUAAAGCUCAUUGAGAGUAAAAAUAUAUAUUUUCAGUUCAUAUCUCAAUGAAAAUCAAUGACAGUAUAUUUUAAGAUGCUUGCUUUGUAGAGAGAGUGAUGGUGAGUAGAUUAUGAAACAAUGUUGUAAUUUAUGUACCAUCUAGGCCUUGAUCGAUUUUAUGGCUGUUGCCAUGUCAUGUGUCCGUGACGUAUGAUGUACAUCAAAUGUGUCGCUUUUUUACUAACUUUAUUUUCAGCCUGAUUAUACUGCCUGAAACCCGAUUACAAAUUCAAAUACAUUGAAAGUCGCUUUUAUUCUGUUUGUUGCCAAAAUUUUAUUGACUGGUUGCAAUUGAAAAGGGUCUUGGUUUGCCACGAUUUUGAAUUUGACGGGCUGGCUAAGAUUUGUUUGCCUUCCCCAUGACUUGUUAUGAACGAGCCAAAAUACUGUAUUAUGUAUUCUUGGAGAAAUCCUAGCAAUGCACAUGGACAUCUCCCCGAAUUGUAACAUUUUUCGGGUUUUUCUGUGCAAAAUGAACUCCAACGUCAACAAGAGAGAUUGUAGUUGACACCUUGGGGGUUGUUUUGCUUGUUGUCUUUUCUUUUUGUUUCAAAUUUAGGCUUAAUUGGAGUUUUAGGCCUUCUUUUGUGUGGAAGCAUAAUUUUGUAGGCGUUACUGGCUUUUACUACGCAGAUCGAGUAAGAAAUAUCGAGGGGAUCUCAAUAAGCACCUCUAGCUUCCUAAAUAAUUGAGUCUGUUUCACGAUCAGACGAUAUUUAACCUGAGCAUCUUUCGUUGGUCCUUGUUGCUUCGUUUUUGUAUUUGAUUAUUUGGGUCUUGAUGUGUUCGUAUUUGUCGGUGCUCUCUUCCGUCCUCGUCAUACAUGCUCUGAAAGUUGCUGUACAUAGUGAAUAUACCAAUGGUGUUCCAACGAAUGUAGUAAAACGCAGUAUUCAGACGUCACACAGUUUUGGAAGUUGUGAACCAAGGUCUGUUGUGAUAGUCGUGUAAGCUUGUGUGCCCCUGGCUCUGUCCAGCAUUUUCUGCCGUGAUGAAUGACAAGCAUUUACGCUGUGUUGGGAUCAGGAUACUUGCAUUUCCUUUGAUGUCCUUAUGUUACUGAUUCCACCCCGCCCACGCCUUCACUAUCUGUCCGUAUUCAAGAGAACUGCUCAUGAAUUUCGUUCCUAUUUUGUUUUUCUAUGUGCAUGUGUUUUGGCGAUAUCAAUAAAGAAAUCAUUAACGGAAUCAUUGUUUAAAAUAAGUUUGAAAUGCAUAACAGCCUAACGUGGAUGGUUUUCUAUUCAAGUGCAUUACUAAAUCAUGGCGUUACUUCUUUUGCAGCAUUUUUUGAAAGGAAAAAAUACAUCCAAAACAAUGAUGUGUUAAGUUUAUAGUGGCUUGUGUUAUUGAUGAAGCCGAAGUGUCGGAUUAAAAUGUUAAAAAUUUCUUGUAUUAAAACCUUCUGAGCUGGGUGUCAGAAUGUUUGUUUUUUUCUAA
Molecule: messenger RNA, 5118 nt
Organism: Acanthaster planci (crown-of-thorns starfish)
Lineage: Eukaryota; Metazoa; Echinodermata; Asteroidea; Valvatida; Acanthasteridae
Product: solute carrier family 2, facilitated glucose transporter member 8-like
Biological process (GO): transmembrane transport; carbohydrate transport
Cellular component (GO): membrane
Molecular function (GO): sugar transmembrane transporter activity
Source: RefSeq, a predicted model, not a curated record